Messenger RNA from Amaranthus tricolor (Joseph's coat), 1465 nucleotides. Its product is annotated as tubby-like F-box protein 7. The record is from RefSeq and is a predicted model, not a curated record. The coding region runs from base 189 to 1334 and encodes 381 amino acids. NCBI's taxonomy places the organism in Eukaryota, Viridiplantae, Streptophyta, Magnoliopsida, Caryophyllales, Amaranthaceae. The transcript has 4 exons.
AAAAAGAGUCCAAUGUCAUUAUAAGUCGAAAUUAGCCGACAUAUUAAAGCUCAAUUGUGAUUGUUGUUAUUUCAACGUUCUUGGACAUUUUAGUGUCGAAAAAAAUUCCACCGGUAAGCCUAUUCAAACAUUUCCAUGUCGGAGCCCCAGAGAUUCUUACUUCCUUCCACGAUCACCAGUAACCAUUAAUGUCUCUAUCAAGAUCAUUCCUCUCAAGGCAUUCUUCUUCCUUUCGUUGUUUCUCUCUAUCUUCCAAAUCUCAACCAAGCACACACCCACCGUUUUCUCUUUCCUCCGCCGAUGUCACGUCGCGGGCUGAUGUUAUUGAUGGAGAAGAUGGUGGUACAUGGUCGUCCUUGUUGCCGGAGAUUUUGGCCGAUAUAAUAGCACGAGUUGAUUCUUCUAACGAUGAAUGGCCUUUUCGUCGAAACGUGGUUGUUUGCGCAUGCGUUUGUAGAAGGUGGAGAGAUGUUACUAAAGAGAUUUUAAAAGCUCCUGUUUGUACUGGGAGGAUCACUUUUCCUUCUUGCCUUAAACAGCCUGGACCACGUGAAGUUCCUCUUCAGUGUCUCAUAAAAUGGGACAGGAGAAAUUCUACAUUCUACCUAUACCUCUCUGUAUCACCAUCAUCAUUUGCAGAGAAAGGCAAAUUUCUUUUAGCUGCUAAGAGGUAUUGGCGUGGUGCACACAUUGAGUACAUUAUAUCACUUGAUGCUAACGAUCUAUCACAAGGAAGUCAAGCGUAUGUUGGAAAGUUAAGCUCGGACUUUCUUGGUACGAACUUUAAAAUAUAUGAUAGCCUUCCACCUCAUGAUGGAGCCAAACCAUCUAGUAGCAGAUCCACUCGUCGUUUUGCAAGCAAACAGAUAAGCCCCCAACUUCCAGCUGGUAAUUAUGAAGUUGGGCAAGUAUUUUACAAACUUAACCUCUUGAAGUCAAGAGGCCCAAGAAGGAUGUAUUGUUCCCUUAAAUGCCCUGGAUCACUGGGAGAUACCUCUGCAGACCGGGCAGAGUAUAGCGAUUCUAAGUUAGCCGAUCUGGAUUUUAGUUGUACUGUUCUGAAGAGUAAAACACCACGGUGGUACGAGCACCUGCAGCGCUGGUGCUUAAAUUUUCAUGGACGGGUAACAGUAGCUUCAGUGAAGAACUUUCAACUUAUAGCGACAGUCGAUCAAAGCCAACCGGAUGGAAAAGGUGAUGAAGAGGUGGUUCUCCUACAGUUCGGAAAGGUUGGAGACCACACUUUUACCAUGGAUUACCGUCAGCCACUCUCGGCCUUCCAAGCAUUUGCAAUUUGUCUAACAAGCUUUGGUAAAAAACUUGCAUGUGAGUGAACUGCCUUUAAUGCGUUGUAUCAAUGGAAUGGGUAUAGCUCAAUAGAAGUAUGUUUGAAUGUAAUGUUCUUAUCAUUAAUUAUAGACAAAAGAAAGGAAAAAAUAAAUCAAAAAAAAUGAUGUCUUUAAGA